AUGAGGCCCGAAAUGCUGGCCGUUGCCUCGGCGUCAGGUGGUGUUUUAUCCCACCUUGUUUAUUUCAUUCAUGGACACAGGUCUAUGGAAGCGCCCAAGAUUGUUGGGUUCUACAUAGUCGCAGUGUGUUUACUAUGGAUGCGGUGCAUUCAUUUACAAGGGGCGGUCCAUGGAGCCUCAAACGCUGGCAUCAUAUCGGCGUCUUAUUUUUUAGGACUCUUCACUAGUAUUCUAGUAUAUCGCAUCUUCUUCCAUCGCUUAAGGCGCUUCCCUGGACCGUUUGCAGCAAAAGUCACAAAACUGUACGGACCAUAUACAGCUCUGGAUAGGAAACCACACCUUCACUGGUCCAAGCUUUUCGACAAAUAUGGAGACAUCAUACGAAUUGGCCCUAAUGAGCUCAUGGCUCUAUCGAUAGACGCUCAGCAGAAGAUUCAUGGAGCAGGAUCACCAUGUUCAAAGCAGAACUCAGCCUACGAGUCCGUGAACUAUAAGGGCCACCCAAAUCUUGAUACCAUCUUGAACCACAAGGACCAUCGUUGGAGAAGACAGAUCUGGGACAAGGCCUUUAGCACCAAAUCUCUAGAAACAUACGAACGCAACGCUCGUGAAGUAGUAUACGAAUGGCUAGAGAAAUUGAAAUCGCUUCAGGGCCAGCCCAUCAACACCUCACUAUAUUCCACUUUGAUACCAUUUGAAAACAUGGGCCGAAUGGGAUUUUCAGCCAGUUUCGGAUCAAUCAAAGCGGGCAAAGAAGAUGACAUGUUACACUACCUUGAAGUCACUCUGGGUACCCUUGCCAAGCUUGGACUGUUAUGGUGGCCGAUUGCUUUGAUGAAUGCCAUCGGUGGCAGUAAUGAUCUCAUCAAGUUCCAAAAAUUAGCUUGUCAGAUGGUAGACAGAAGAGGAGAGCAAGCAGAUGACGAACAUGAAGAUAUAAUGAAAUAUUUCCUCGAAGAUUAUCACUCCAAGGAACCCAAAACUAUGCACCAUAUUGACGACAUAUACUCGGACGCCCAAGCUGUUAUGACUGGUGGAACUGACACUAUUGCAGCCGUAUUGUCAUUCGCAUUUUACUAUAUUGCACGAGAUCCCACCGUCCAAGACAAGCUGCGUUCAGAACUGCAACCAUUAUUUGGGCGUACAGCACCUGGCGAAUUUACGAACCAUGACUUGGGUGAGGCUGCGGCGCCAUACUUGAACGCCGUGAUUAACGAGACGAUGAGAGUGGAUAAUCCAACUUGCGCCAACGGACCUCGAAUGAUGCCACCUGAGGGACUCGAAAUUGAUGGCGUUUUAAUUCCUGGAGAAACACUAGUUUAUGUGCCAAUAAAUUCUAUGCAUAGAAGCGCGAAAUAUUUUAAAGAGCCAGAUAGCUUUAUCCCCGAAAGGUGGACAACACGACCUGACCUAGUAAUCGACAAGCGGGCAUUUCAUCCUUUCCUCCUCGGCCCAUACAAUUGUGUAGGGAAGAGACUGGCUAUGAUUGUGAUACGGUUCACAAUAGCGUAUACAGUUUGGAAUUACGACUUCAAGUUUGCUCCUGGAGAGGAUGGGACUUCGAUCCACCGAGAUAUGAUAAACCAGGCAAUUUUGAAAGCCGGUGGUCUGCAUUGUGUAUUUAAUAAGAGAGCUUAA
This is a messenger RNA of Trichoderma asperellum CBS 433.97, 1638 nucleotides long. RefSeq lists its product as uncharacterized. Gene Ontology annotation, molecular function: iron ion binding; monooxygenase activity; heme binding. The record is from RefSeq and is a predicted model, not a curated record. NCBI's taxonomy places the organism in Eukaryota, Fungi, Ascomycota, Sordariomycetes, Hypocreales, Hypocreaceae.